Messenger RNA from Saccostrea echinata, 1768 nucleotides. Its product is annotated as cholecystokinin receptor type A-like. The record is from RefSeq and is a predicted model, not a curated record. Gene Ontology annotation, molecular function: G protein-coupled peptide receptor activity. Gene Ontology annotation, cellular component: membrane. The transcript is spliced from 2 exons. The coding region runs from base 26 to 1408 and encodes 460 amino acids. Lineage: Eukaryota; Metazoa; Mollusca; Bivalvia; Ostreida; Ostreidae. Gene Ontology annotation, biological process: neuropeptide signaling pathway.
AAGUCAAUUUAAGUCAACUUCUAAGAUGGAUUAUAACUAUACAAAUGGAAUUGUUGGUUGGUUUACAAACAACUCUUUUCAAAAUGUGACUGGGAAUGAUUCUGAGAGUCGACUUUGGUUAACCACACAACGGACUCCAUACUUUAUAUCUUCUGGACCAGUGUUUGAUGAAGUCAGCAACAAAUUUAUGACGUCAGUGUUGUUACCUUCCCUUGUAUACGUUAGUAUUCUGCUUCUAGUUGGUAUUCCGGGAAAUCUCAUGGUUGUUUACGUGUACUCUUUCAAAUGGCCAGGGUGUGCGAGCACAUCUCGAGUGUUUAUUUUGGCAUUGGGAUGUUAUGAUUUAUUUAAUUGUUUAUCUUCUAUAACGACAGAAAUCGUACUUCUAUCGCGUUUCCUGGAUUUUGACUUUCCAGUUUGGUGUAAACUAUCGAGAUUUGUGACUGCCUCUAUUAACAGUGGUUCCACAUUCAUUCUCGUUGCCAUUGCGACUGACCGCUUCCUAAGGAUAUGCAGGAUACACAAGGACCCGAUCUCUGUGGAUCUGGCCAGGAACCUCGUUAUCAUUUCUGUAUUCUUUGCCGCCGUGACGUCAUGGCCGGUGCUGCUACUCUAUGGUACAUUUACUGUGACAUUUCCACUGAAACAGUUCAUAUAUAUUAAAGGAAAAACAUGUUUAAUUUCAGACAAUAUGGCAGAAACGAUAUAUCCUUUAAUAUUUGUAAUAUUUUUGCUCUCAUCUCAUUUUAUGGUAGAUUUAGUGCUUAUUAUUUUAUACUCUCUCGUUGGCCAAGCUGUCUUCCGCCAACAAAAGUUCCAAAAGUCUAUAAGAACAAAAUCUGUGAGUAGCAAGGUUCCUAAAACUGAAAAUGACAACAAAGUAGAGGAAUGGCAGACUAGCUUUACAGCAGACGACUUAGAGAAAGACCAACAAGCGCUGAAGCAAUCUAAAGCAAGAACAUCUAAUAGAAUAUCCUUUGUGUUUUGGAAAAAAUUAUCUCUGAAUUCUAAGAAAGCAAAAGUGAAAAGUAAACUUUCAAGUCCAGACAAGGAAUUAAUGAAAGAACUAAAGGACUCAUUAAAAACUCGUUCUUCAACAGAUUCAAAUGCUCCCAAGUCCAAAAGGAAGAUUCACGCGGGAAAGACCACGUUAAUGCUUUUUCUGGUCACCUUACUGUUUAUUUUAUCGUUCUUACCUUAUUCUAUCGCUGUUAUUCUACGUUACACGGAUCCAGAAUUCUACACCCGUUUGACGCCUGUGGGUAAAGGAGUGUAUAAUGUCGUACUUCGUUCAUACUUUCUGAAUUCUGUUGUGAAUCCAGUUGUGUAUUGCUUCAUCAGUAAACAGUUCAGAAAACGCAGCAAAGACGCUCUCCGAUCGUUAGUCUGUUGUGAAAGUAAUCGGUAAUUAUCAAUAAACGUAUCAAUGACCAAAAUUUUACCUUUAAGUCAAAAAUACUACUCAUUUGUUGUUGCUGUACACGCUAUAGAUAAUUAUAAGUGAUCAUCAGGAAUUUUUUCCGUUAGACUCGCUUUCGAUGAUUGAAAUGACCUUGAAAAUACUUUUUAUUUCAGUGUUAAUAUAUACACGAUAUGAUUAUGGGUGACACAAAAAAGGUGCUAUCCAUCGACUGACCUGAUGUCGACUAAAGAAAACACACCCAUUUCAGCGAUACAUCAUAAAUGAUAUCGAUGAUUACUGAUAUUUUAUUUACAAAACCUCGUUUAUUGGUGAUUUGUUAAAUUGUUAUACAUGAAUCUAAAUAUU